Molecule: messenger RNA, 2473 nt
Organism: Phyllostomus discolor (pale spear-nosed bat)
Lineage: Eukaryota; Metazoa; Chordata; Mammalia; Chiroptera; Phyllostomidae
Product: protein tyrosine phosphatase type IVA 1-like
Biological process (GO): protein dephosphorylation
Cellular component (GO): nucleus
Molecular function (GO): protein tyrosine/serine/threonine phosphatase activity
Source: RefSeq, a predicted model, not a curated record
AAAUAAAUUGAUGGCAUAUUUUUAUAAGCAAUGUGAUUUGUGGGUUAAAAUAUGCUUGACAACAUUAAUAGUUAAAGCUUGUUGAGUUCCUUCAAGAGAUGGGAACAUUUUUUGAAUGUUUGACUUUUUCUCUGCUACUUAAGUACUACAAGAAUAGACAUAAGGUUUAUAAUAGGACAUAUAUGUUGGAGAGGUAGACUUGAGAGCCAGGAUUUCAGAACUGAAAUCUGAGCCCUGCUAUUUACUAGCUGUGUGACCUUGGCCAAUGACCUUUCCGUGCCCUGUUUUUUUUUUUUUUUCCAUCAGAACAAUAGAAAUAAUGUCAGUAUCUAAUUCAUAGGGCUGUAUCAGAUGAAUUUAUGUAAAACCAUUAGAUUUAAAACAGUAUCUAAACUGUAAUAACUGCUAAGAAGCUUUACCCACAAACUUCCAAAACAGUAGGGGGAAAACAAGAAUUUACAGGAGGACAAAACUUAAUCCAAAAGAAAUCAAGAAAGGAUAGGAAAAAAACCCCAGAAAUAUGUCAAAUAUCACAUAAGAGCAUAAACAGAUACAAAUAUAGCAAUAAAUUAACACAACGUGAUAUAAAAGAAUAAAGUAAUAUAAUGUAAUAAAAUAAUGUAAAUGGUCUAAGUUCUUCUGUUAAAAGCCAAAGUUUGUCAGACUGGAUUGAAAUAAAGCCUAACAAUACAUUUCUCAAAAGAUAUAGCUAAAACUUGAAGCUUAUGGAAAAAGAUGUCAGAGUCAAUGGGUAGGCGUCUUCUUCCACUACCUGCCUUUCCCCUCCUUGCCUUAGUCCACCCCCACGUCUCUCUUCAGGGUCUUGCCCCUCACCACCGCACUCCUGUGUCCCUCUGCGCCCCUUUUCUCUAAGGCAGGCCGGAAUGAUCAGGUUCCCAGAGCUUCUCCCUUCACCAACCGGUUUACACCAGAUUUGGCCGUGGUUACAUCUAUUGGGGGGGGGGGGGGGUCUCAUGCCUUUACUCUCAGGUUCUUGGUCCACCCCUCUGCGAUUGGUGGGGAGGCCCAGACAUCACCAUUUAUGAAAGGGAGGGCUUGUGACGCAAGAAAGCCUCAGCACAUGCACAUUGGCUCCUUUGAAGCUGGUGCACGGUACAGUCGAGUGUUGGUGCCGCUGGGGCAUCUGCGCAUCUCCACGAAGACCAGUUGCUCAGCAGCUGCCACCACUGCCGGCUGGCCUGUAUGAUUAGGCCAGAAUCUUUGAUGAGUAAACAAAUUCCUUUCUGUCGUGCUCUUGAUCACCCAUUUAUGGAGUUUCUGAAAGGCCCCAGAGAUUACUGCCAGGCGCAGCACAACUUUUAUGAAGGCAGAUGAACUGAAGAAAUUUAUUGCUGCUCCACGGAGAAGCACCGGUAAGAGCGGUUAUCCUGGACACAAACGUGUAGAAUUGAAAUCAUCAGAGCUUUUUACAAGAUUCUGACCUGGAUGGGUAAACCUCUGUGCACUCCCUUUCCAUUGACUUAGCAUUAUUGAAGUGAAGGAUUGCUUCUUGUUAGGAGGUUCAUUUCAUUUCCUGUUACUCUGAAUUUCAGAGCGUUGGGAAUUUUGAGUGGAGUAUAUAUUGGAAUAGACUUCAGUUCUUUCAUCAUUUCUGUAUUAAAAAACUUUAUAAUUUUUUUCAUAACCAUAUUGAGUGUUAAUUAACAUGGCUUCAAUGAACUUCCCAGCUCCAGUGGAAGUCACAUACAGGAACAUGAGAUUUCUUAUUACACACAACCCAACCAGUGCAACAUUAAACAAAUUUGUGGAGGAACUUAAGGAACAUGGCGUUACCACAAUGGUAAGAGUAUGUGAAGCGACUUACGACACUGCUCUUGUGAAGAAAGAAGGCAUCCAGGUCCUAGACUGGCCUUUUGAUGAUGGUUCCUCACCAUCUAACCAGAUCGUUGAUGACUGGUUAAGUCUUGUAAACAUUCAAUUUCGUGAAGAACCUGGUUGUUGUAUUGCUGUUCACUGCGUUGCAGGUCUGGGGAGAACUCCAGUGCUUGUUGCCCUAGCAUUAAUUGAAAGUGGAAUGAAAAAUGAAGAUGCAGUGCAGUUUAUUAGGCAAAGAGGCGUGGAGCUUUUAACAGCAAGCAACUUUCAUAUUUGGAGAAAUACCAUUCUAAAAUGCGACUGUGCUUCAAAGACCCCAGAGGUCCGAGAAAUAAUUGCUGCAUUCAGUAAACUGUGGCUGCCUGAUGCUGUUGCCUUGGAAGUAGAACAUGAGACAGUCCUUAAUUUAUUGCACAUGUUAGCCAACAUGUUGGCUUAAACAAUGACAAUUCUAGUGAAACUUCCAUUGGAAUAUCGAAAAGCCACAAGUUUGACAGAAUUGCAACUUACCAAUUGCUACUAUUCCCAUGCCAGAAACAAUACAUAAGAAAUGGAGGGAUUAGGUGCCAAAGUACCCAGCACAAUACUUGUAUAUUUUUAGUAUCAUUCAGAAUUAAAAUUCUUAGAAUUAUGGACA